Messenger RNA from Contarinia nasturtii (swede midge), 1505 nucleotides. Its product is annotated as monocarboxylate transporter 14-like. The coding region runs from base 54 to 1466 and encodes 470 amino acids. Gene Ontology annotation, biological process: transmembrane transport; monocarboxylic acid transport. The transcript is spliced from 8 exons. Gene Ontology annotation, molecular function: monocarboxylic acid transmembrane transporter activity. NCBI's taxonomy places the organism in Eukaryota, Metazoa, Arthropoda, Insecta, Diptera, Cecidomyiidae. The record is from RefSeq and is a predicted model, not a curated record.
AGACUCAGGUAUUGUUCAGAUGAAAAAUAUUAUUGAACGGAAUAUUACUUGAGAUGGCAAACGAUGUUAGUUGUUCAAAACAAAAAUCAAAUGAAAACGUUAAAAAUAAUGAAAAUUCCAUGGACAGUAGCUGGAGUUGGAUGAUUGUAGUUGCGGCUUUUUCUUCGAAUACAAUUAGCGAUGGAAUCCUAUAUACAAUGGGUAUGAUUGAGGAAGAAUUGUUGGUGGAAUUCAAUGAAAGUAAAUUACUAACAUCGUGGGUUCCAUCGAUCGUUUCUGGCAUGCAAUUAUGUGGAGGACCGAUUGCAUCGCAGCUUAUUAAUAGAUACAGCUGCCAUACAGUUGCUAUUAUAGGAUCAUUGUUGAGUGCAAUAAGUUUUCUAAUCAGCGCUUAUGCACAAUCAGUAUUCGCACUUAUUAUUAUAAUUGGUUUUGGUUCUGGAACCGGAUUUUGUUUUUUGUAUUGUUCGGCAAUCGUUAGUAUUGGAAUGAAUUUUGAAAAAUAUCGAUCCGUGGCAACAGGGAUUGCAUCUGCGGGUACAGGAUGUGGAACUUUUUUAUUUUCCCCAUUAGUUGCGUUUUUUAUCGAAAAAUUUGGUUGGCGUAAGACCAUGCUUAUUCUUUCCGGAAUUUUAUUAAAUUGUGUUAUAUUUGGCGCUCUAUUUCGGCCCCUAAAACGUUCUAUGAGAAAUCAGGGCGAAAAAUGUACAAAUCAACAUGAAAUUUAUACCAACCACGCCAAUACACUUCACAAAGAGUUGGAUCGACCAGAGAAUAAGAAGAUUGAAAUCGCAUCAAAAGCAUACUGUGGAUGUAAUUUGGCCGAAAUAUUGAAAUCGAUUUUUAAAUUCAUGAAUUUUAAUCUCUUAAAAAAUCCAGUCUUUGUUUUAUUGAUGGCAUCAAGUUUUGUGACUAGUACGUUUUUCUAUGUGCCCAUUUUUUUAUUGCCAUCGUAUUCAAGCGCACUGGGAAUGAAAGAACUUGGUCCUAGUAUUUUGAUGAUAACAGGUAUUUCAAAUACGUUGGGUCGUUUAUUUUGGGGGUAUGUGUCUAACAAAACAUCGAAUCGAAUUUGGAUUUACAGCACUAGCCUUGUUAUUUGUGGCAUCGCAACUGCUCUCUUUACUAUUAGCAUCGAUUUUGUAUCGCUUUCCAUUUGUUCAGCGGUGUUUGCAUUUACGGCGAGUGCAUGCUGUGUUUUGAGUUCGGUUAUAUUGGCUGAUUUACUUGGAUUGGAUCAAUUGAAUAAUGCAUUCGGUUUAAUUCUGUUUACUGAUGUGCUUGGCACUUUUAUUGGACCGCCUAUCUAUGGUAUAAUCUACGAUUUAUCAAAUGCAUAUGUUCCUGGAAUCAUUCUCACAGGCCUUAUGAUUACUUUUAGUGGUUUUAUUCUUUUUUUCGUACCGACAUUACAGCGUUAUGUCCUAAGAAAACAGUCACGGCUUAAUUGUAACCAAAAUGAAUGACACGAAUAAAAUUCACGAAAUUCGGUUUGAAAACAAAAA